UCCAUAUAAGUGGAAAAAAAUUUAACCCUUGCCCUUCACGAAAUCAUUCGAGUCGCCCGCCAAGGUGAAGUUUCAAUUUUCUUCGGCAACAUAGGUCGUCAAUUGUCAUCGCCCGUUUGUGCCAUAUAAUUGUAAAUAAUAUAAUUUUGCAUCAAGUAAACUAAAAAUGGCGUUUUCAAUUUCUUUUAACACGUCUUCGGUCUUGACAAAUACUGCCAAAAUACUUAAAAGAUCAAUAACUACUACUCGUGUAUUGGCAAAUAAACAGAUGACUGUUCGAGAUGCACUGAAUUCAGCUAUGGAUGAUGAAAUGGAACGUGAUGAAAGGGUUUUCAUAUUAGGUGAAGAAGUAGCUAUGUAUGACGGUGCAUAUAAAGUUUCUAGGGGAUUGUACAAAAAAUACGGUGAAAAACGUGUGAUUGAUACUCCUAUUACAGAAAUUGGAUUUGCCGGAAUUGCUGUUGGUGCAGCAAUGGCUGGAUUAAGACCAAUCUGUGAGUUCAUGACAUUCAACUUUUCAUUGCAAGCUAUUGAUCAUGUUAUUAAUUCUGCUGCAAAAACGUUUUAUAUGUCUGCUGGCAUGGUAAAUGUACCAAUCGUGUUUAGAGGACCAAAUGGAGCAGCAUCUGGUGUUGCUGCUCAACAUUCUCAAUGUUUUGGAGCUUGGUAUAGUCAAUGUCCAGGUUUAAAAGUUAUCUCUCCGUACAAUUCUGAGGAUGCUAGAGGAUUAUUAAAAGCAGCAAUAAGAGAUCCGGAUCCAGUUGUGUUUUUAGAGAAUGAAUUAUUAUAUGGUAAUCAAUAUCCUAUAACAGAUGAAGUAUUGGAAAAAGAUUUUGUACUACCUAUUGGGAAAGCAAAGAUUGAAAGAAAGGGUGAUCAUAUUACAUUCGUAGCACACUCCAAAGGAGUUGAAUUAGCUUUGGAUGCAGCAAAAGAGUUAUCUUCAGUCGGGAUUGAAGCAGAAGUUAUAAACUUACGGUCAUUAAGACCACUUGAUAUUAAUACAAUAAUACAAUCAGUGGUUCGAACCAAUCAUAUUAUAUCGAUAGAACAAGGAUGGCCAUAUGCUGGUAUUGGAUCAGAAAUAUCUGCUCAAAUUAUGGAGAGUGAGGCUUUCUAUCACUUAGAUGCACCAGUCAUAAGAGUAACAGGUGCAGAUGUUCCAAUGCCAUAUACCAAAUCAUUAGAAAUUGCUGCAUUGCCACAAAUAAACAACAUUGUAGAUGCUGCUAAAAAGUUAUUAGGUGUUUAAACCUUACUCAAUUCUAUUAUAUUAAUGUAACAAAUAAAAUCUGAUUUAAUAUUUAGGUGCAAUUUGGCCUACUCAAUUUAAUUAAAAAUAAAAUUGUAGGACAAAUAAAUUCCAUGUAUGUUUUAAAUUAAAAUCUGUGUUAAUGUUGUCUUGUUAAUAUAAUUUGUUAAAAAAAAAAAAUAAAGCAAAAUUAGGUAACAGUUUUAUUAUUUUUAAUAUUAUAUUUAAAUCAUCUUGAAAUUGUACCUGAUUGCCACACUUUAUUUAUGCAUAAUUUUCUGUUAGCAUAAUAUUAGAUAUCUCAAGACAGUUGAUAUUGUGCUUCAUAGACAUGUAUAAUUGUAUCUCAAUUUACAACAUUUAUAAAUAAAAGGCACUGUUUCAAU
This is a messenger RNA of Rhopalosiphum padi (bird cherry-oat aphid), 1638 nucleotides long. RefSeq names its product pyruvate dehydrogenase E1 component subunit beta, mitochondrial (gene Pdhb). Gene Ontology annotation, molecular function: pyruvate dehydrogenase (acetyl-transferring) activity. Gene Ontology annotation, biological process: pyruvate decarboxylation to acetyl-CoA. The record is from RefSeq and is a predicted model, not a curated record. NCBI's taxonomy places the organism in Eukaryota, Metazoa, Arthropoda, Insecta, Hemiptera, Aphididae. The coding region runs from base 167 to 1252 and encodes 361 amino acids. The transcript is spliced from 8 exons.